Molecule: messenger RNA, 2078 nt
Organism: Clupea harengus (Atlantic herring)
Lineage: Eukaryota; Metazoa; Chordata; Actinopteri; Clupeiformes; Clupeidae
Gene: prpf31
Product: PRP31 pre-mRNA processing factor 31 homolog (yeast)
Biological process (GO): mRNA splicing, via spliceosome; spliceosomal tri-snRNP complex assembly
Cellular component (GO): U4 snRNP; U4/U6 x U5 tri-snRNP complex; precatalytic spliceosome
Source: RefSeq, a predicted model, not a curated record
AUGACGUAUAUUUACUGCGACUCGAGGACGCAUGAACGUUCAGGAUAGCUAUUUGAUCAUUGCUGGAAACUGCGAAGUUAUUGUUAAAGAUACCGAUUUUGUAUCUGUUCUUGCCAGUUUAUCCCCAGAGAUAAGCUAGAAAGAUGUCUCUGGCUGAUGAACUGCUCGCCGACUUGGAGGAGGCCGGCGAGGAGGGAGAGGAUGGACUGUAUCCGGGCGAGGAAGGUGGAGAAAGCGACCAAGAGGCCGGAGAGGGGGAGGUAGCGGGGGGCUUAGAGGAUAUCCCUGAGGAGAUGGAGUUAGAUUACAGUGCAGCCGAAAGUGUCACCUCUAUUGCAAAACUACGCCACAGCAAACCUUUUUCAGAGAUCACGGAGAAGAUUACAGAGUAUGUUGGCAAACAGCGUAUGAAUUCAGAAGUAUCUGGACCCGUUGAAUCAGAUCCAGAGUACAGGCUAAUUGUUGCUGCCAACAACCUGACUGUGGAAAUUGACAAUGAUCUGAAUAUCAUUCAUAAAUUUGUGCGCGACAAGUACUCCAAAAGAUUCCCAGAGCUUGAAUCUCUGGUCCCGAAUGCACUGGACUACAUCAGGACUGUGAGGGAACUGGGCAACAACCUGGAGAAGUGCAAGAACAACGAGAACCUACAGCAGAUCCUCACCAACGCCACCAUCAUGGUGGUCAGUGUCACAGCAUCCACCACCCAAGGGGUAAUGCUAGGCGACGAUGAGCUCCAGCGAUUGGAGGAGGCCUGUGACAUGGCUCUGGAGCUGAACCAAUCAAAGCACCAGAUCUAUGAGUAUGUGGAGUCAAGGAUGUCUUUCAUCGCCCCUAAUCUGUCCAUCAUAGUUGGGGCAUCAACUGCAGCUAAAAUUAUGGGUGUUGCUGGCGGUCUGACUAACCUGUCCAAGAUGCCGGCGUGUAACCUGAUGCUGUUGGGGGCGCAGCGGAGGACCCUGUCCGGCUUCAGCAGCACCUCGCUGCUCCCCCACACGGGCUACAUCUACCACUGUGACGUGGUGCAGACUCUCCCCCCGGACCUGCGGAGGAAGGCCGCUCGCCUGGUGUCGGCCAAGUGCACGCUGGCAUCGCGGGUGGACAGCUUUCACGAGAGUUCAGGCGGCAAGGUGGGCUAUGACCUGAAAGAGGAGAUUGAGAGGAAGUUUGAUAAGUGGCAGGAGCCUCCCCCAGUCAAAACGGUGAAGCCGCUCCCAGCCCCACUGGACGGACAGAGGAAGAAGAGAGGAGGCAGAAGGUACCGUAAGAUGAAGGAGCGUUUGGGCCUGACUGAGAUCAGGAAGAACGCCAACAGAAUGACAUUUGCAGAGAUUGAGGAUGAUGCGUACCAGGAGGACCUGGGCUUCAGCUUGGGUCAGCUGGGCAAGUCUGGCAGCGGGAGGGUGAGGGCGGCACAGGUCAACGACGCCACCAAAGCCAGGAUCUCCAAAUCCCUGCAGCGAACCCUGCAGAAGCAGAGCAUGGUGUAUGGAGGGAAGUCCACAGUCAGAGACCGGUCCUCUGGUAUCAGCUCCAGUGUUGCUUUCACACCAUUGCAGGGUCUGGAGAUUGUGAAUCCUGGGGCUGCAGAGAAGAAGGUGGCUGAGGCUAAUCAGAAGUACUUCUCCAACAUGGCAGAGUUUCUCAAAGUCAAGAAGGAGGGAGAAGGCGGGACACAAUCACAAACACCUAAGAUUUGAGAGCCACACACACACACACACACACACAUUUACACACACACACACACACAUUUACACACACAUCACCUCCAUAUUCAGGGUGUUGAUGUAUGGUGACAUUGUGUAAGUUAUUAACACACACAGGUUUGACCUCUAAUGAAGCUGGUGCUGUCAGAAGUGUUUAAGGAAAAGCUGACAGGCUGAGUGGGCAUGCAGGCAGACCAAACCCUUUCCCCUGGGCUCUCAGAGCAGGCCUGUAUAGCCCUGGAAAUGGUGUUGCUAUGGUUCCUGUAGUCAUUUUGUGUUUUUAUUUUUUUAUUUUAUUCAUUUGUAUGUGUACAUACUUGAUACAUGUAGGUCUCAUUUUAAUAAAAUCUGCCAGAUCUAUGAUGGAAAAAAUCA